CAAUGGCCAACCACAGAUUCAGUUCCGUGUCCGAGGAAGAACCCUGCUGCAACAUUUCCAAGAAAACCCAGAUCUGUCUCUGCGUCUUUUUUGGUCUCCUGAUCGCGGUGAUCAUCGCGGUGCCGGUCGGGAUCCUGAUGUGGCGCCCUCCGCUCAAGCAGUGGAAGGGGGAGGGCACCACUGCCCAUUUGUACGAGAUCCUCCUGGGUCGGUGCUACACCUACACUCAAAUCGUGCGACCUGAGCUGGGACACAAAGACUGCCAAAAGAUAGUGAAGGCAUUCACAAAGGCAUUUCUUUCAAAGGAUCCUUGCAGCAGCACAGAACAGGACUAUCAGCCGCUAAUGGAGCUGACAGAUGAACCAGUCCCUUGCAACAAGACCCUUUUUUGGAGCAAAUCCAGUGAGCUGGCGCAUGACUACACGCGGGUCCGGCAGGACAUGUUCACGCUGGAGGACACACUGCUGGGCUACAUGGCGGACGGCCUCAAGUGGUGUGGAGACCCAGGCUCUUCUGAAAUGAACUAUCACUCUUGUCCCGACUGGAGGGAAGACUGCAGCAACAACUCUUUUUCUGUAUUCUGGAACACGGUGUCCAAAAGGUUUGCAGAAGAUGCCUGUGGUGUGGUCCAUGUGGUGCUCAACGGGUCCAUCAGAAACACCUUUGAUGAAAGAAGCACUUUUGGACGUGUGGAAGUCUUUAAUUUGCAUCCAGAGAAGGUUAAUAGACUACAGGCCUGGGUGAUGCAUGACAUUGGAAGUGUUCACAGUGACUCAUGCUCAAGUUCCUCCAUAAAUAAUCUGAAACAGAUUCUAAAGAGAAGAAGUAUUACAUUUUCUUGCCAGAAUAAUUACAGGCCUAUCAGGCUUCUUCAGUGUGUGAAAAAUCCUGGGCAUUCAUCUUGCGGAUCUUACAUAUGAGCCAAUCAGCACGGUCGUUUCAGAUCUUUGAGCCUUGCAGUAUACAUUGGCACUCGUGAUUCAGGAGACACGCUGCUGGGAAGCUGAAGACUUGGGGGGGAGGAGAUCUUCUGUCAUGAUGCCAACACUAGAGUUAGAAGCUUUUCCCCCAAACUUUUAAAAUAACAUGUUAUUGGCAUAGUUUUUAUUUUGAUUUCCUAAAACUCAUGAAAAAAAAUUAUGGUAUAAAAUUAGAAUGAAAAUUUUAUAUUAAGUUAUUUCAUUUUAAUUUUCAUAGGUGCUUUUAUGUUGUUUAUAUGUUGGUAGCAUCCUUUCUGUUGAAAAUGACUAUACCAAACCUCUCUUAUUGGUGCAGGUAAUUGAGAGAAAGUAAAUGACCAUGAAUGACCUUGUCUCAGGAUAUAUUUUUGUACCCUUUCUACAAAUAAAGUAUAAAUGCCGUGGUUAUGGGUCAUGUUGGGGAACGAAUUCUAUAGGAUAUAAGCUACUCAUGUGCUUUACCUCCCACUCUUCCAACAGCCCUAUGAGGUUCGUACUGUUAACUCCCAUUUGUUAGGUAAGAAAUGGAAGUUCAGAGAGGUUAUAUAAUUUGCCUAAAGUCAUACAUUUAGUUCAAGGUAGAGGCUGGAUUUCAACUCAGCUCUGUCUGACUCCAAAAUAUAUAUGCUCUCUUUCUAGGCCUAUAAUACAAGCUGACAUGCUUUAUGUUCUCUUCUAAUAAAUGCAUGUUGGAUUAAAUU
Odobenus rosmarus divergens (Pacific walrus) is the source of this 1660-nucleotide messenger RNA. It is a transcript of the gene CD38, whose product is annotated as CD38 molecule. Gene Ontology annotation, molecular function: NAD+ nucleosidase activity; phosphorus-oxygen lyase activity. Bases 3 to 920 code for a protein of 305 amino acids. The record is from RefSeq and is a predicted model, not a curated record. Gene Ontology annotation, cellular component: plasma membrane. Gene Ontology annotation, biological process: positive regulation of B cell proliferation. Lineage: Eukaryota; Metazoa; Chordata; Mammalia; Carnivora; Odobenidae. The transcript has 8 exons.